This is a messenger RNA of Rhagoletis zephyria (snowberry fruit fly), 1734 nucleotides long. NCBI's taxonomy places the organism in Eukaryota, Metazoa, Arthropoda, Insecta, Diptera, Tephritidae. The record is from RefSeq and is a predicted model, not a curated record.
AGCACAGCCAUCACAACUGCAAUCACCAGCCUCGACCAACCUGUGCCANAUGGCUUUCGUUGUGGCCCCUGUCCUUCAGGCUACCGCGGCGACGGCGUCGACUGUCGCCCGAUGGAGCUGGCCUGCGCCAGCAGCCCCUGCUACUCGGGCGUCACCUGUGAGGAGACGCCCGACGAGGUGCCCGGUUACCGCUGCGGUGCCUGUCCGCCGGGCCUCACCGGAAACGGCGUUCACUGUGAGGACGUGGACGAAUGUCAGUACGCCAACCCGUGUGACCUUCGAGCGGGCUGUAUCAAUCGCUUCCCGGUCACUGAUCGGGGCAUUGGCUUCCAGUGUGGCCAGUGUCCGGAGGGGUACACCGAAGAUGGUGGCGGUGGACCCCCUUACGGGACCGGCAUAGAGGAGGCGAGGUCGGCGAGACGGCAAAGUUGUCGCGAUGUGGAUGAAUGUACUGAAAGAGGUAAUGGAGGUUGUGUGGAGCACUCCACCUGCAUCAACACGCCCGGCUCCUUCCGCUGUGGCCCCUGUGAGGCGGGCUACGUGGGCAACCAGACCGUGGGCUGUCGGCCUGACCACCACGGACAGACGGUCUGUCCGGACGGGCGGACGCUCUGCAAUGAGAACGCCUUCUGCGUGAAGCGGAAGGGCUUUGUCAACUACGUCUGCCAGUGCAAUGUCGGCUGGGCGGGCGAUGGGAAGAUCUGCGGGCGGGACAGCGACCUGGACGGCCUCUGCGACUAUGAGCUGUCCUGUGCUGACCGGCGCUGUCGAGUGGACAACUGCCCCUACAAGCCGAACAGCGGCCAGGAGGACUCGGACAAGGACGGCAUCGGAGACGCCUGCGACACUGACGCCGAUAAUGACGGCAUUCCCAAUGUUAAGGACAACUGUCCGCUGAUGGUGAACGUCGACCAGGCAAACAGCGACGCCGGUGGUGGCCGAGAUGGAGGCAGCGGUACCAGUGGAAACGACCGCUACGGCAACGCCUGCGACAACUGUCCGCUGGUGUACAAUCCGACGCAGGCGGACGCCGACGGGGACGGCCUAGGGGACGCCUGCGACGACGACGCCGACAAUGACGGCGUGCCCAAUCACUUGGACAACUGUCCAUUUGUGGCCAAUAGCGACCAGGCGGACCGGGACGGCGACCGGGUGGGCGACAAGUGCGACAACUGCCUGGCGGUGGCCAACGCCGACCAGGCCGACCGAGACAAGGACUUUGUGGGCGACGCCUGCGACACCAACUUUGACCGCGACCAGGACGGCAUUCAGGAUAACAUCGACAACUGCCCCAGCACGCCAAACAGCGACCAGCUCGAUUCGGACGGCGACGGCCAAGGGGACGUGUGCGACUUUGACAAGGACAACGACGGCGUGCCGGACAGCCGCGACAACUGCGCCCUGGUGGCCAACCCCGACCAGCGGGACACGAACAACACCGGCGUGGGCGAUGCCUGCCGAGGAGACUUUGACGGCGACGGCGUGCCGGACAUCUUCGACGUCUGUCCGGACAAUCGGAAGAUCUACGCCACCGACUUCCGCUCCUACCAGACGGUCCGCCUCGACCCGGAGGGCGUCUCGCAGACCGACCCCGAGUGGAUCAUCUUCAACAAGGGCGCGGAGAUUAUGCAGACGAUCAACAGCGACCCCGGCCUGGCGGUCGGUUUCCACGCCUUUGGGGGCGUCGACUUUGAGGGCACCUUCUACGUGGAGUCGCACAUUGACGACGACUAU